CUCAGACAGACCCCUGUAGCACAAUUCUCGUGGCCAACCCUGUGAAGUGCGCAAACAAUUUGACCGUCCAUUGCGGUGGUUGAGCUCACUCCGCAUCUGCAUCGCUGGAUAGUAUCUUGCUGCCAGUGAAGCACGGCCUGCUUCAUCAUGGCAAUCAACUAUCUGAUUCUCCUCUCUCGGCAAGGCAAAGUGCGUUUGGCCAAGUGGUUCACCACUUUGUCGCCGAGGGACAAGGCCAAGAUUGUGAAAGAUGUCUCACAACUUGUCCUAGCAAGGCGGACACGGAUGUGCAACUUCCUCGAGUACAAAGAUACGAAAAUCGUCUAUCGCCGAUAUGCCUCGUUGUUCUUCAUUGCCGGCUGCUCCUCCGAUGACAACGAAUUGAUUACGCUCGAAAUCAUUCACCGAUAUGUUGAGCAGAUGGACAAGUACUACGGCAACGUCUGCGAGCUGGACAUCAUCUUUUCUUUCACCAAAGCUUACUAUAUCCUGGAUGAACUUCUGCUGGCGGGAGAGCUCCAGGAGAGCAGCAAGAAAAAUGUUCUUCGGUGCAUCUCCCAGCAGGACGCAUUGGAAGAUAUGGAGGUUGAGGACGAAGUCACAAAAAUCAUGUAGAGGAACAGCGACGCUGGACCCUUAUCGAUCCUCUUUGUCUGCUUGGCGACGACUGCUCGAGUUCUGCGGUGGACGAUAUCGUUACUGGUGCAAUGACUGAUUCAUAUUGACACGUGCGAUACAGGAGAUGGAACAGAUCAAGAACGCACUCAAGGAAGGGGGUUUUUUGUGACCUUUGCCGCAGUUGGAUGAUACCACUCUGACGGCAAAGCCGAACCGACAAGCGACGACAUACAAGUUCGAGGUGACACGGCGUUACGGGCAUUACUGGCGUUACGGGAUUGAGCGGAUCGCAACGACGCUUGGAAGGCCCUGCCUUACGAGACAAACGGUGGAAGGGGUCAGACUACAUAUACCCAUCAGGAGGGAGCAAACUCCUUUCGCAGUAUUCGCAGAAUCUAGAUAUGGGCAUUGUAGAUAAAGAGACCACCAGUGCUAGGCCUAUU
This is a messenger RNA of Thermothelomyces thermophilus ATCC 42464, 1061 nucleotides long. RefSeq lists its product as uncharacterized. The record is from RefSeq and is a predicted model, not a curated record. NCBI's taxonomy places the organism in Eukaryota, Fungi, Ascomycota, Sordariomycetes, Sordariales, Chaetomiaceae. The transcript is spliced from 5 exons. The coding region runs from base 148 to 615 and encodes 155 amino acids. Gene Ontology annotation, cellular component: AP-1 adaptor complex; intracellular membrane-bounded organelle. Gene Ontology annotation, molecular function: clathrin-cargo adaptor activity. Gene Ontology annotation, biological process: protein transport; vesicle-mediated transport.